Molecule: messenger RNA, 1263 nt
Organism: Miscanthus lutarioriparius
Lineage: Eukaryota; Viridiplantae; Streptophyta; Magnoliopsida; Poales; Poaceae
Source: the annotation of a GenBank genome assembly
AUGGCGAGUGGGGCUGACCGAAUCAGUGAUCUCCCGGAGGACGUUCUCCACCACAUCCUCUCGCUCCUGCCGGCGCGGGACGCCGUGCUCACCGUUCGCUUCGCCCCCUUCGUCGACGGCCUGCUGCGCGUCCGCCGCGGGGGCCCGCGCCUACGCUCCUGCGACUUCGAUCUGGAUGUGGUGGAUCUGGACCCCUGCCGCUUCGAUCUGGAGCUGCACGGCAACAGCUGGAUCCGCCGCGUGCUGCAGCUCAAUGUCCGGGAGUUCCGGUUCCGAGUCUCCUCCAACCUCUCCCGCAGGCCCUUCGAGCUCGACGAUACGCCCCUCUCCUCCCAGCACCUCACGAGUUUGGAGCUCACGGGUGUCGACGGCAUCGAUCUUGAUUUCUCUGGAUGCCCCGCGCUGCAUAGUCUCAAGAUGGAGGCGUCCCACGUUCGUUCGUUGGAAAUGCGUUCCCCCUCCCUGAAGCAUCUGAGUAUCAAAUACUGCUGCUUUUAUCCCGAAUGCCGCACUGAGAUGUCGUUCCCCAGCCUUGUCUCGUUCGAGUUCAUUACAAAUUCCGGAAGGGCUCCAAUCCUUGAAAGAAUGCCGUACUUGGAAACUGCAAAAGUUCGAUUCGAUCAUGAUCAUGUUUGCGAUGAUCGAUGUAUAAAUGGUCGAUUGGAAGAUUGUGGAGAUGAUGACUGUUGUUGUUGUUUUUAUUACCAUGGUCAUCAUGAUUCCGGCAGCGGCAGCGUGUUUCUUCAAGGCUUGGCUGAAGCGACAUACUUGAAUUUGUCAGCUUAUCCUGAUAUGUAUGUUUUCAACAGGGAUUUGAAAUGGUGCCCAGCAUUUAACAAGUUAAAGACCUUGGUACUUAGCAAAUGGUUUUUGUCUACUGACUUCAGUCCACUGAUUUGGAUCCGCCACCAUAGUCCUCUUCUGGAGAAGCUUACUCUUGAAAUUCCAAAGGAACACAAGUCCUUAAUGGAAACCGAGGGAAGUUACAAUCCAUGGGAAAAGUUGAUUGCACCUAGCCAUCUUCAGAUUGUUGAAAUCAUAUGCAAAGAUGUUGAUGGGAUAGUACUCAAAGUCUUCAAGUUGUCCAUACGUGUUACAAAACCAAGUGUCAUCGGUAAUCAAGUUUUAAUUUUGUGUGUACUGAUAUCAACUCCAAGUAGAAGUGAGAAGUGCCAGGCCGUUGAUGACUCUAGUAGAUUACUAAAGCAAUCAGAUACAAAGACUACCAUCAGGGUGUACAAUAGUGUCUGCUUCUCCUUAUAG